Messenger RNA from Vigna angularis (adzuki bean), 1212 nucleotides. RefSeq names its product protein SRG1. The record is from RefSeq and is a predicted model, not a curated record. NCBI's taxonomy places the organism in Eukaryota, Viridiplantae, Streptophyta, Magnoliopsida, Fabales, Fabaceae. The transcript has 4 exons. The coding region runs from base 39 to 1115 and encodes 358 amino acids.
CUUAUAAAUUGGCAAGAUAUAGGACACUGAUUAAAGCCAUGGCAGAGACCAAGAACCUAUCAGGAAGUUCAGUUUUGGUACCAUCAGUUCAAGAGUUGGCCAAACAAAAUUUGGCUACUGUUCCACAAAGAUACAUUCAGCCUCAACAUGAACAGCAAAUGGUGCAUAUUUCUCAACAACCUAAUACUGCCACCCUUCAGAUUCCAGUUAUUGACAUGCAGAGAUUGCUUUCUCAAGAAUCUGCAACUUCUGAAUUAGAUAAGCUUCACCUUGCUUGCAAGGAAUGGGGAUUCUUUCAGCUGAUAAACCAUGGAGUUAGCACUUCCUUGGUGGAGAAAGUGAAGCUGGAGAUUAAGAAUUUCUUCGACCUUCCAAUGUCGGAGAAAAAAAGGUUUUGGCAGAGUCGAGAACAUAUGGAAGGUUUUGGACAAGCUUUUGUUGUGAGUGAAGAUCAAAAGCUUGAUUGGGCUGACCUUUUCUUUAUGACUGUUCUUCCAAAACAAUUGAGAAUGCCUCACUUAUUUCCUCAACUCCCUCUUUCUUUCAGGGAAAGUUUAGAAGUUUACUCAGAGGAAGUUGAAAAUUUAGCGAAAGUGAUUGUUGAAGAAAUGGGAAAGUGUCUGAAGAUGAAAGAAAGAGAGAUGAGAGAGAUAUUUGAAAAUGGGAUGCAAUCUAUGAGGAUAAACUAUUAUCCAGCAUGUCCUGAAGCAGAGAAGGUUAUUGGUCUGACACCUCAUUCAGAUGGAGUUGGUCUUACUAUCCUUCUACAAGUGAGUGAUGUAGAAGGCUUGCAGGUAAGAAAAGAUGGCAUCUGGAUUCUCGUCAAACCCUUACCUAAUUCCUUCAUUAUCAACAUUGGUGACAUGUUGGAGAUUAUAAGUAAUGGAAUAUACAAAAGUGUUGAGCAUCGUGCAAUAGUGAAUUCUGCAAGAGAAAGAAUUUCAAUUGCCACAUUCCACACUCCAAAACAUGAUGGUGUGUUAGCUCCUGCAUCAAGUUUGAUCACUGAAAAAACACCACCACGCUUCCAACAAACUGAACUCAAGGAGUUUUUGGCCAACCUUUUUGCUCGUAAACUCGAUGGAAAGUCUUACUUAGACACCUUGCGACUAUAACAUUACUUCUUUACAACACCCAACAAAUAUCCUUAAAGAAAAUGAGGAAACCAAUAAAAAAUGAUUUCAAUAUUUUUAGACCAUUUAAUAGUUUUUA